CUCUCUAUUUACGAUCGUAUCUCGACCUGCUGCUGGGCAUCCCAAGCACUCCCCGAAAAUGGCAUAGUUUCCAGCCCAACUCGUGUGUCCAGACACAAGCGUCGCGAUCCUCAUCAAAACUGCGAUCUGGCCUUGGAUGAAUUUGCCACCAGCGGUCUGAUUGCAAACUCCAACUCGACCUCUGCCUUCCUCACUACUUCACUAGACGAUGAGCCGGCCAGAAAAUCGAGUUCAUCCUUGAGCUGCACCAGAUUACAAAAGUCUCUGAAAUGCAGGCUUUAA
This is a messenger RNA of Protopolystoma xenopodis, 282 nucleotides long. NCBI's taxonomy places the organism in Eukaryota, Metazoa, Platyhelminthes, Monogenea, Polystomatidea, Polystomatidae. The record is from the annotation of a GenBank genome assembly.